AUGAGUACUAUGAAAUCUAAAUCUGGUCAAGUAAGACAUAUGAUUGACAAUAUCGCUAAUAAUAAUAGAUGGUUUAGCGGAGUUUUUCAAUUGCAGCAGUUAAUUUGGUUUGCUAUUUUGAACCUUCAACACUGGUUAGUUAUUUUUAUUAUCGAAUUGCGUGAACUGGAAACUGUUUUAGUCUCCAAUCCCUAUGAGGGAGCAGGCCGCGAACUGUGA
Heterobilharzia americana is the source of this 219-nucleotide messenger RNA. The record is from the annotation of a GenBank genome assembly. NCBI's taxonomy places the organism in Eukaryota, Metazoa, Platyhelminthes, Trematoda, Strigeidida, Schistosomatidae.